GCUGGAUGUUUGCAGCCUACCAGCUGCAGGCCCUGCCUGCCCUCCCUCUCCUCCAGGGCUGGGUUUUUCCAGCCGGAACCUCGCUCCGCUCCCUCUACAGCAAUCUCUGGAAAUCGGUGUCUGACGCGGCUGCUCCUGCCUAUUAUUUAUUUAUUUCUUCUCUUCCCGCUGAGACCCUCCUGUCAGAGGAGAGCAGCAGUCCGGAGACAGAGGAAAGCAGAAGCUGCCGCGAGAGCUGGGAGCAAAGAGAAGGGAGAGAGGGGCUCCCAGACACCCUUGUCUGUUUAUCCUAGAGGACCAUGAGCACUGGGCAGGAGGCCAGGAGAGAUGAGGGAGACUCCAGGAGAGGCCAGGAAGCCUCGCUUCGGGACCGAGCCCACCUGAGCCAGCAGCGCCGGCUCAAACAGGCCACCCAGUUCUUGCACAAGGACUCGGCUGACUUGCUGCCCCUGGACAGCCUCAAGAGGCUCGGCACCUCCAAGGACCUGCAGCCACACAGCGUGCUCCAAAGACGCCUGGUGGAGGGAAACCAGAGGCGGCUUCAGGGGGAGUCUCCCCUGGUGCAGGCACAGAUCCCCAGCCACGACAGCGGCAGGACCAGUGAGACACAGCGGCCAGCUCUUCUCAUCAACUGCAAGUGCCAGGACCAGAUGCUUCGAGUGGCUGUGGACACAGGGACGCAGUACAACCAGAUAUCUGCUGGAUGCCUCAGGCGCCUGGGGAAGGUUCCAAAAGCCCCAGGUGGGGACCUGGCACCUGGGCCACCAAGUCAGGUGGAAGAGUUGGAGCUAGAGCUGGGACAGGGGACUGUGGCAUGCUCGGCCCAGGUGGUAGAUGUGGACAGCCCUGAAUUUUGCCUGGGACUGCAGACUCUACUUUCCCUCAAGUGCUGCAUUGACCUGGACCGUGGAGUGCUUCGGCUGAAAGCCCCCUUCUCGGAGCUGCCCUUCCUGCCUCUGUACCAAGAGCCUGGCCAGUGACCACUGUCUCAGCCAGUCCCUAGGGCGACACUGUGCCUUAGGGGAAGAGUGGUGUGGAGUGGGACAUCACCUGAGCAGGGCAUCCUGAGACCACUGCAUUAGCCUCUCUUUUUCACCACCCUGAUCUUGCAGUUGCCGCCCCGGCUCUGCUUCUCCACAGCCGCCUUCUUCAUUGCUGUCCCAGGAGUUCACUCAGAGUAUCUGUGGCUUCCCCACUCUCUUAUCCCUUCUGGAGAGCACAGUCAAGUUAGUUACAGCAAGUGGGCUCUAAACUUUUCUCCUGGCUGUGGGGGUCAAAGUUACCUGCUGCCUCCACCUGCCUGAAGCCCACCCCAAGCAUUCUCCACUGUCCUUACCCCUAAUCUCCUACCUCUAUGGCUUAUCAAUCACAACCAGAUUCCUGGCGCCCCUGGCAGCUGGCCCUCUGAUCCUGCCCCCACCUGUUUACCAUUGGGUGGGAGUGCUAAGCAAGCGGGGCUGUCUGUCUAGGAAGGUACAGUCCCUGAGCUGGGGGCUUUUAGUCAUUCCCCUUUCUGGGUUGCAGAUGUCUGAGUGUCUUUCUGCCUGGGCUGACUCUCAAACCAUGGUUAGGGGAAGAGAGACAAUGAUAUAUCUAACCCAAACUAGGGAGCCGGGUCUCUUACAUGGGGACUAAAUACUAAGCCUAGGGGAGACCAAAGAGGAGCUGGGACACAGCCUCACUUUCUUCACUUUCAAGAGCAGGCUGACUUAGCAUAAGUGCCAUGGUGACUUUCUCAUCACGUUGCUUCGAGACCUAUGCUCCUUCCCCAGUCUGCCUCCCGUUGCUCCUGUAGCGGCAGACCUGGCCCAGGCAGGCCCUUAGCCUGCUUCUGCAUUUGAAAUAAAUACUGUUUCUCUAAGCC
Chionomys nivalis (European snow vole) is the source of this 1864-nucleotide messenger RNA. It is a transcript of the gene Nrip2, whose product is annotated as nuclear receptor interacting protein 2. The coding region runs from base 300 to 980 and encodes 226 amino acids. Lineage: Eukaryota; Metazoa; Chordata; Mammalia; Rodentia; Cricetidae. The record is from RefSeq and is a predicted model, not a curated record. The transcript is spliced from 6 exons.